Sclerotinia trifoliorum is the source of this 2417-nucleotide messenger RNA. The record is from the annotation of a GenBank genome assembly. NCBI's taxonomy places the organism in Eukaryota, Fungi, Ascomycota, Leotiomycetes, Helotiales, Sclerotiniaceae.
CUCUUUCGUUUCGUGAAUUCUUAACUUUGAAGAAUUUGUACUUGCUUGCUUGCUUGCUUGAUUGAUUUAUUCGAAUUUUGAAUAGUUAUUUCUUUGCUUACUCCCGUUGAUUAAAAAAUACAGUAUUAGAAUAUAUUUCCGCAUAAAAUCCAAAAUGCCUAUCUCAUCCCGCUGGCAAAUCACCAUUCCUCCUGUAACUCUCCCAACCUAUCUCUUUACCUCUGCCACAGAUCCCCUUCCAGAAAAAUCCGCAUUCAUCAAUGCCGCAGACCCAUCGCAUUUCCUCACCUUUUCACAAUUCCGUCUCUAUUCGCAACGUCUAGCUGCUGGACUCAUCAAAAAUGGUUUGAAACCGGGUGAUCGAGUAUUACUUUUCUCGGGUAAUAAUCUAUUUUUUCCAGUUGUGCUUGUGGGGGUUAUUAUGGCAGGAGGCAUUUUUACAGGUGCCAAUCCGGGGUUUGUGGAGAGGGAAUUGGUGUAUCAGUUGAGGGAUUGUGGGGCGAAGUUUUUGAUGUGUGGGAAGGAUGGUUUGGGGAUUGGGUUGAAAGCUGCGGAGGAAGCGGGAUUGGGAAGGGAGAGGGUUUUUGGUUUCGAUGAUGAGGAGUUUGGUGGUAGUAGAGAGGUGGCUCAAGGAGGAGUGAGGAGUUGGUGGGAAUUGCUAGAGAGUGAGGAGGUUGGAAAGCGAUUCCAAUGGAAUGAGGGUGUUGAUCCUAAGGAAACGGUUUGUUGUUUGAAUUAUAGUAGUGGGACAACUGGGCAACCCAAAGGGGUAAUGAUUACGCAUUAUAGUAUGUUUUUAUCUCUUCUCGAUCUUAUUCAUGUUCUUGAAGCUUGUUCAGAGUUGGAUGGAAGACUGACGGCGAAACUAUUUAGAUUAUGUUGCGAACGCGGUGCAAUAUACACAUUCGCGAGAACUCCUUGCUGAUAUAGAGGAAAGGAACAAAAAAGCGUAAGUACUCCAACUGAACGGUUUUCAUCUUCUAACUCGGUUUGCACAUUAGAAAAUGGUUAUGUUUCGUCCCAUUGUACCACGCGAUGGGACAAACAAUUUUUUGCACGAUAGCGCCUAAACGUGGAAUUCCAGUCUACAUCAUGAAAAAGUUUGAUUUCAAAGGGAUGCUGGAAGCGGUACAGAAGUAUAAGAUUACAGUGUUGAGUAUGGUACCUCCGGUUGUUGUUGUAAGUAUCCAUCAUUCAAUUGUGAUGUGAAAGGAAACGAAAAAUUAACGAAAAGGAAACCAGAUGCUCGUGAAAUCACCUCUCACAAAACAAUACGAUCUUAGUAGCGUCACUGAUAUGGGAUCCGGUGCGGCACCACUAAGCGGAGAAGUGAUAGAAGCAGCGGAAAAACUGUGGCCAAAUGGGCGUGUGAAACUAUUGGCAAGUUUCCUUUUCCUAUGUCGUUAUUCUCUCUUGACUUUUACUCUUUUGAAAAACGACUAACACAACAUAAAGCAAGGAUGGGGCAUGACUGAAGCAACAUGUUCAGUCCUGAGUCCCGAUCCUCGACUUGAUCUCCUACCAAACACAGUUGGUGAGCUUAACGCCAAUUGCCGCGGCAAAAUCGUGAACCCAGAGACGUUGGAAGAGGUCAAGCAGGGUGAGCGAGGGGAAAUCUGGGUUCAGGCUCCUAAGUAUGUUUACUUUUUCUAUCCUUCACCUAUCUGCAACACAAAUAACAAAAUGGCGGUACUGAUGAACUUAAAAGUAUAAUGAAAGGCUACUGGAACAAACCUGAAGCCACAAAAGAAACAAUCGUGAAUUCUCCCGAUGGCCGCUGGCUCCGCACAGGAGAUAUAGCCUACGUGGACUCUCAAAACAAUUUUUACAUCGUUGACCGCAUGAAAGAACUUAUCAAAGUAAAAGGUAAUCAAGUUGCACCGGCAGAACUGGAAGCGCUUUUAUUAGAACAUCCAGGAAUUGCGGAUGCAGCCGUGAUUGGGGUGACGAUUGGGGACGGAGAAGUCCCAAGAGCUUACGUGGUGAGGAGUGGAGAUGGAAAUGUGACUGCGGAAGAGGUUACAAAGUGGGUAGAGGAAAGAACUACUAGGUUUAAGUGGUUGAAGGGUGGUGUGAUAUUUUUGGAGGCAAUUCCUAAGAAUCCGGUAAGUUUUGAUUUUUCUUUUGGUUUCUGCUUGCUCCACUCUCGAAAUUUUGGCGAGAGAGCAAUUUGUGACGUGCUUGGAGUCUUGGACUGACAUAUCUCUAGAGCGGAAAAAUAUUGAGAAAGGUGCUGAGAGAUAGGGCAAAGGAGGAUAUCAGUAGGAAUGUGAUAAAGGCUCGACUUUAAACUCGGAGAUAGUUGUGGAAAGUUCUUGUGUGACGGUGACAUGUAGCCUCCCGAGCAUGGGUGUAUCUAGUAUCAAUAGCACGUGUAGUUGUAAAUUUAUGUGCCUAAACGAUGAAAAUCUGUCACA